AUGUUCCACGGGAAUCUGAUGCCCGUUGUUCUGGGCUGGAUGGUUGUGACCGUUGUCAUUAGGCAAAGCGCCCCCAGAAUGACGUUCAAGGCAGGUGACUGCAACUACAACCGAUCGGUUUUCUCCAACUUCACCAUCCAAAUCAUCAAGGCCAAGGUGAUGAUGGACAUGAUCCUGGUCACCACUUUGCGGCAGGGCCUGAAGGCUCACCUGAGCUUCGAGUUCCGACUUUCCAAGGGCAAGCCCUACCAGAGUGUCUACCAGCACGACAUGAACUACUGUGCCCUGAUCAAGGGCGCCCAGGAGUCGAUCUACCGUCGGUGGUUCACCUCCAUGCUGAAGGUGGGGAACUUCGCCACGAGCUGCCCGAUUGGCAGGGGCUACUAUUACCUGCACGGCUGGACUCUGGACUCGAGCUACGUGCCCUCCUUUCUCUACCUGGGGGACUACCGGAUCGGCGGGUCCUUCUUCUACGGGAGAUUCAAGAAGGACAGUCCGCUGCUGGAGUGCAGUGUGGAGGCCGUGCUGACCUGA
Molecule: messenger RNA, 534 nt
Organism: Drosophila ficusphila
Lineage: Eukaryota; Metazoa; Arthropoda; Insecta; Diptera; Drosophilidae
Exons: 2
Coding region: 1-534 (177 amino acids)
Source: RefSeq, a predicted model, not a curated record